This is a messenger RNA of Selaginella moellendorffii, 633 nucleotides long. RefSeq names its product GDSL esterase/lipase At5g03980-like. The transcript is spliced from 2 exons. NCBI's taxonomy places the organism in Eukaryota, Viridiplantae, Streptophyta, Lycopodiopsida, Selaginellales, Selaginellaceae. Gene Ontology annotation, molecular function: hydrolase activity, acting on ester bonds. The coding region runs from base 1 to 633 and encodes 210 amino acids. The record is from RefSeq and is a predicted model, not a curated record.
AUGGUCGAGAUUGGAGGUGGCGAUAUCAACUUCGGGCUGCCGCUGGGAGGUGGCUACGUGAUCAAUGUCACAAUUCCGGCCGUGAUCCGGGGCCUGGCCGAUGGAAUCCACAACUUGUACGCACACGGAGCUCGCCAUGUCUUGCUCUACAACAUGCCCCGCGCCGAUUGCUCGCCAAACUAUCUUCAGUCCUUCCAGCAGUUCCCCGUGUACCACUACAACAAGGAUGGUUGUAUUGUCGAGAUUGCCCAGCUUAUCUCCUACUUCAACUCACAACUCCAGGCUUUGGCGGCCGAGCUCACCCAAGAGUAUCCCGGUCUCACUGUUUACUACUUUGAUUGGUUUGCUGCCAACACCUACGUUUUGGAGAACAUGGAUGAGUUUGGCUUCACGAACUCGCUCCAGUCGUGCUGUGGCGGCGGUGGCAAGUUUAACUGUGAUGGAGAUGGUCUUUGCGGCUGUGCGCCAUUGAACCACACAGAUGCAGUCUACACGGGAAGCUCUUGCCGAGGUGGACGCCAAAAAUCCAUGAGUGGGGAGCGUGGUGAUCCCCAGGCUUGGCAAGAGCUGAUAUCGCUUUUAACUCGCAGGAGGAAGGUGUGGUUUGUAUCCGGAUCCUCGGACUACGCCUGA